AUGCAGCACUGCCUCAACCUGACUAUUGCCCGACACAGCAGGCUCCUCUUGAAUAAUAAACUGCCAUCUGUUCACCAAUCAGCAGCCAUGUCGAGUCUUCUUAUUAGCCAGCCCAAAUAUGCUUGGCUGAAGGAGUUGGGUCUUUCAGAGGACAAUCCCGGGGUUUACAAUGGCAGCUGGGGAGGCAGUGGAGAGGUUAUCACCUCUUACUGCCCCGCCAACAACGAGCCAAUUGCCAGAGUAACCCAGGCCACGAUGAAAGAGUAUGAAGAAACUGUAUGCAAGACAAAGGAAGCCUGGAAGAUGUGGGCUGAUAUUCCGGCUCCGAAAAGAGGGGAGAUUGUCAGGCAGAUUGGAGAUGGCCUGAGAAAGAAAAUCAAAGUUCUUGGGAGCUUGGUGUCACUAGAAAUGGGAAAAAUUUAUGUUGAAGGUGUGGGAGAAGUUCAGGAAUAUGUUGAUGUCUGUGAUUAUGCUGUUGGUCUUUCGAGAAUGAUUGGUGGGCCCGUCCUCCCUUCAGAAAGGCCAGGCCACGCCCUGAUCGAACAGUGGAACCCAGUUGGUCUUGUUGGCAUCAUCACCGCCUUCAACUUCCCUGUGGCAGUCUAUGGCUGGAACAAUGCCCUCGCUCUCACCUGUGGCAAUGUCUGCCUGUGGAAAGGAGCACCAACUACACCUCUAACAAGUGUGGCUGUUACAAAGAUUGUAGCUGAGGUGCUGGAGCAGAACAACCUGCCAGGUGCCAUCUGCUCCAUGACCUGUGGAGGGGCUGAUAUUGGCACAGCCAUGGCCAAAGAUGAACGAGUAGAUCUGUUGUCUUUCACCGGUAGCACCCACGUUGGCAAGAUGGUAGGCACAAUGGUCCAGGAAAGGUUUGGUCGGAAGCUGCUGGAGCUUGGCGGGAACAAUGCCAUCAUUGUGUUUGAGGAUGCCGAUCUUAGUCUGGUUGUGCCCUCCGCAGUGUUUGCAUCUGUUGGAACUGCAGGCCAACGCUGCACCACCACGAGAAGGCUAAUGCUGCAUGAGAGUGUCCAUGACACAGUGAUUGAGAGGAUCACCAAGGCCUAUAAGCAAGUCCGCAUUGGAGAUCCCUGGGAUCCCAGCACCUUGUAUGGGCCUCUGCACACCAAACAAGCUGUGGAACAGUAUUUGUCUGCAAUUGAAAAAGCCAAGCAGCAAGGUGGUACUGUCGUCUGUGGAGGAAAAGUGAUGGAUCGUCCUGGAAAUUAUGUUGAGCCCACCAUCAUCACUGGGCUGGCUCACGACGCUUCAGUUGUCCACACUGAAACCUUUGUCCCCAUCCUCUAUGUCCUCAAAUUCAAAACUGAGGAAGAGGCAUUUGCCUGGAACAACGAGGUGAAGCAGGGCCUAUCCAGCAGCAUCUUUACCAAAGAUCUGGGACGGAUUUUUCGCUGGCUCGGGCCUAAAGGAUCUGACUGUGGCAUCGUGAAUGUCAACAUACCAACGAGUGGUGCUGAAAUCGGAGGGGCAUUUGGCGGAGAGAAACACACAGGAGGAGGCAGAGAGUCUGGAAGUGACUCCUGGAAGCAGUACAUGAGGCGCUCAACCUGCACCAUCAACUACAGCAAGGAUCUUCCUCUUGCACAGGGAAUCAAGUUUGAGUGA
Messenger RNA from Nerophis lumbriciformis (worm pipefish), 1623 nucleotides. NCBI's taxonomy places the organism in Eukaryota, Metazoa, Chordata, Actinopteri, Syngnathiformes, Syngnathidae. The record is from RefSeq and is a predicted model, not a curated record.